AUGGCGAAUGCUCCACCAAAACUUCAAGAUCUAGGGAGUUUCUCCAUACCGUGCAAGAUUGGUUCUGAACUCAUACAGAGAGCUUUCUGCGAUUUGGGAGCUAGUGUCAGCCUACUCCCAUACUCUUUAUGCAAAAAGCUGGGCCUCCAGAACAUUAAACUGACUACUAUGACACUGCAGUUAGCUGACCAUUCAUGUAGAUACCCAAUGAGAAUAGUGGAAGACAUGCCAGUAGAAGUGGGUGGAUGUGUCAUUCCUACAGACUUUAUCAUUCUGGAUAUAGAGGAGGACCCCAAGAUAUCAAUCAUCCUUGGAAGACCAUUCUUUGCCACAGCUGGAGCCCUCAUCGACGUGAAGAGUUACAAGUUAUCCUUGGAGAUCGACAAGGAAAAGAUUGAAUUUGAUUUAUCCAACUCUUCUAACUGCGUCUCCUUUUCUUAG
Messenger RNA from Zingiber officinale, 441 nucleotides. RefSeq lists its product as uncharacterized. Bases 1 to 441 code for a protein of 146 amino acids. The record is from RefSeq and is a predicted model, not a curated record. NCBI's taxonomy places the organism in Eukaryota, Viridiplantae, Streptophyta, Magnoliopsida, Zingiberales, Zingiberaceae. The transcript has a single exon.